Adelges cooleyi (spruce gall adelgid) is the source of this 1404-nucleotide messenger RNA. RefSeq lists its product as uncharacterized. The coding region runs from base 160 to 1206 and encodes 348 amino acids. NCBI's taxonomy places the organism in Eukaryota, Metazoa, Arthropoda, Insecta, Hemiptera, Adelgidae. The transcript has 9 exons. The record is from RefSeq and is a predicted model, not a curated record.
GCACUUGAGUCAACGCUACACGGAAGACGCGUAGACACUACUUAUUUAAAUACUUUUAUUCAUCGUUCGACUUCAGUUUCAAUAGUCGUACAGCUAUAUUAUUAAAAUUACUCGAUUGAAUUUUAAUUAUUGUUUAAAAAUACAAUAAUACUCUUAAGUAUGCAUUUCAAGAGCGCCCUUAUUGUCUGCGCGGUGUAUUACCUAACGUCGGCAUGGAGCAUCGGACUGAACAGUGAUCAAUUACAACUGCUGAAUAAACAGUUUGAAAAUUACAAAAAGGCUAAAAACGGAAUUAGCGAGGAACAAAUCGCACAGUUCGUUUACGAAACCUUUGGAAUGAAAUGGGAUGAUCCUUCAAUUAUUUAUGGAUACGAUUCAGAUGAGUACGAUUCUACUAAUUUAUUUUACUUACUGAGGGCUUUGGCAGAACAUGACAACAAGAGCUCCGACAAAUUCAAGGGUAAUAGACUUACGCCUUUUGAAGUAGACUUUUUCCUGGAGGAGUUCGUUACGUGCAUCGGAUCUUAUGAGCAACCGAGAUAUCUUGCACUUCAAGAGCUAUCGAAAGCAUUCCAAUAUUGGAAAACGAUGAAUGAUGCAUUGAACGCAAAACUAGAAAAACUUAAAUCCGAAAAAGGCGACGACUAUGUUUUGCAUGCAGGGGAAUUCUUGUUGAUCAUGUUGGAAAUCAAACCAGUAGGUCGUGGUUUAACAAUAGCACAAAUAGAAAUGUUUGAUACUUUAUACGAAGCACAUAAGACAUCCGGUAGCGUGGAUCGUGUAGCAUGUGAAAAAGUGUUCGAAGAGCUUGGUAUAACCGUAAAUGACGAAUUGGAACUGCUAUUUAACUCCCAGCGACCCGCUGGAAUAUUGUUGAUGGAUUUAAUCAUCCUAGCGGCAGAACGUAAUACGGCGGUUGAGGAAAAUGAAUUGAGUGUAUUAAGUCUAUGCGAGGUCAUAUCUGCCAUAAACGAAUUCCAAAUGCUCGAUGGUAACACCAAUGGUGUACUAUCCCCUAAUGAGUAUGCCAGCUUUGUGGAUGAGUCAAGCCCUUUUUUGAUAGAGUCGGAAGAACCUGUCAAAAAUCUGAAAAAUUAUUUAAAGAAAUUCGAUGGUGUUAAUGUUAUAAACGUUGCGGAAUACAUGGAAGUUGUAUUUUUCAUUGAUAAACAUACCGAAGACUGUCCCUAUUCCACUAAAUUUUAGCACCGUGUAAGAUAAAUUUCACUAACUUUAGCUAUUGUUAUCGGACAUGUUCAUUAACCAUAAUGAUACAAAUAACAUUUUGAAAAUUUUAAUGUAUUUAUAAAUAUAAAUAUUAUGCUCUCAGUGACUAAUAAAAAAAAAAACAUUAUCUUUUUUGUGUUAACAAAUAAUUAAAAACAAAAAAAUGCAGUGAUUAAA